AUGAUGGGUGUAAGUAAAUCAACGAUAUAUAAAGUUAUAAGAGAAUUAAAAAGUGGAGUUGUUAAACCCCCAAAGAAAAUAGCAGAAGGUGGUGUGUGCCUAUUAGCCGCCGUAAUAAUAACCACACUAGAAAUAAUCAAUCCGCACAGUUUUUCGACCAUACUAGAAGAAGAUUACGACACGCCAUUUGACAGACACGUAAUUAUAGAAGAAAGCAGGGGAAAACGAUUCGAAAAGAAGAAAACGAAUACUAGUUUAGAAGAAGCGAAUUCGUUAGGUAGAAUUUUGAGGAGACUGAAUUCCAAGAAUAAAGAAGACGAAGAAGAAACGAAUAAAACCAGUAACAGAUCGAAUACAAACGAAGAAUUUCACCUCGAACCAAGUCCAUGGACUUAUCCUUAUAAAAAGAACGAUUCCCGUUCUUCAGUAUCGAUAAUUUCUUCUACAAUGUCAAUAACUGCUUCUCCAGUAUGCAAAGAUCAAUUAAGAUAUAACAACGACCCAGUGCAGAUGUGGUGA
Molecule: messenger RNA, 519 nt
Organism: Psylliodes chrysocephalus
Lineage: Eukaryota; Metazoa; Arthropoda; Insecta; Coleoptera; Chrysomelidae
Source: the annotation of a GenBank genome assembly